AUGAUUUCACUUCUCGAAAGCUUCACGUCAAAUCUACAAUACCGGCAAUCGGCCACAAUCUUUGCGGCCUGCACACUCGCCGUGCUCUGCAACUGGUUCUACCGGUUCUCUUCUCGAGGAAAACAGCGGGAGUAUGUGUACGUAAAUUUACCUUCGGGCCCGGACGGCUACAAGAAAGGCCAGGCGCGAUACCUCUCACACAGCUCGACAAUGAUCCAGGAAGGAAUCCAGAAACUCGGUGAAGCCGCUGUCUUCUGGGUACCGACGAUGCUCGGACCAACAAUGGUGGCGCCGCGAAGAUACCUUCCAGAAAUCAAGAACCACCCGGAUCUCAGCUUUGCGAAUUAUAUCCGUGAUGGGUUCGCAGGAGCGCAGACGGGCAUCGAUCUCCCCUUCCGGUCUGAAAACAUCAUGAGGGUCAUCAAGAGGAACAUCAACCAGUCACUCGGCCAUGUCACGGCUGCUCUUUCCGAGGAAGCCGUAAUAUCGAUGGAUAUCGAGCUCCCCUUGACUGAUGAAUGGAUCGCAUACAAAUUGCAUCCGACCUUGCAGCAGAUAGUUGCACGCGUCAGUUCGCGAGUCUUCCUCGGCGAAACCCUCUGCCGCAACCAGCGCUGGCUCGACAUCAUCAUAAACUACACCACGACCGUUAUGACGGCCGGCUUGGAGCUGCGAGAAAUGGGACAGUUCUUCGCACGGAUCGCAAAGUGGUGGCUGCCUUCCUACAAACUUCUCGACAAGUCGGUUAGCGAUGCCAACACAAUGCUCAUGGACCUCCUAAAGACGCGGCGUGAACAGGAGAAGGCGCAGGGCGAUGCGUACGUCAAGCCAAAUGAUGCGCUGCAGUGGGCGGUAGAUCAAGGCGAGCCGGAUGCGAACAUGGCGAGGUUUCAGCUGUUUCUGGGCUUCGCGGCAGUGCAUACCACCAGCAUAACUAUGACCCACCUGGUAUACGAUCUGUGCACGUACUCGGAGUACGUAGAUAUGUUACGGGAAGAGCUGUACGAGGUUCUCGGGAACGGCGAAUUCAACGUCAAGAGCGAUGUGCAGAAGUUGAAGAAGAUGGACAGUUUCAUGAAGGAGAGCCAGCGGUUGCACCCCAUUCAAGAUGCGGCCAUGCAGCGCACAGCAGCUCGAGACAUCGAGCUCUCCGACGGCCUAAAGAUAUAUGCCGGCGACCGGCUGCAGGUGGCCUCGCGCUCCGUCCUCCGCGAUCCGAGCAUCUACAGCGAUCCCGAAACCUUCGAUGGCCUCCGGUUCCUCAAGAUGCGACAGGAGCCAGGACAAGAGAACGGCCACCAAUUCGUCACCUCGUCUGAAACCUUCUUCGCUUUCGGUCACGGGACCCAUGUUUGUCCCGGACGGUUCUUUGCCGGAAACCAGAUCAAGAUUAUCCUUUCACAUCUGCUGAUGCGAUAUGAUUUCAAGUUUCCGGAUGGCCAGACGCAGAGGCCGAAGAGUGUGCACUUUGAGGAGGCAGUUAAUCCGAACCCCGACCAGGAGAUCUUGUUUAAGAGAAGGCGGUACUAG
Tricharina praecox is the source of this 1530-nucleotide messenger RNA. Its product is annotated as cytochrome P450. Lineage: Eukaryota; Fungi; Ascomycota; Pezizomycetes; Pezizales; Pyronemataceae. The transcript has 5 exons. Gene Ontology annotation, molecular function: oxidoreductase activity, acting on paired donors, with incorporation or reduction of molecular oxygen; heme binding; iron ion binding. The record is from RefSeq and is a predicted model, not a curated record. Bases 1 to 1530 code for a protein of 509 amino acids.